AUUUACGUGCAGGUUUGCAAUGGCGAAAGAGAAGGGAGGAUUCUGCAACAAAGGAAAUUAAAUAAACAAAGAAAGAAAGGAAGAAGAAAAAGGAAAUGGCAGCAAUAUUUUUGUCAAAGAGAACCACCAUUAACAUCUCUAAAGCAUCACUACUAAAACAAAAGCCUCCUUAUGUCUGCUUUUCCACUGCCUUUGAACGUGCUGAGACAAGAGGAGAAGGAACAGGACCAGAUGUGAGACCAGAAAUAUCAAGUAACGAUCCAGCAGGUACUCAAAGGCAUGUACGAGGCAAAGCAACAAUCAUUAGACAUGGAUGAGAGCGCAACCGCUGGAGCAACUCAGUUUGUAGCUGACUCGGCCAAAGAAGGUGUUCGAAAAGCUACAGAAAUUGCAGAUACUGUUGGAGAUACAGCUAAAAAGACCAUGGAUGGUGCUUGGAAUGUAAGUAAAGAGAUUAAUCAAAAGAUUAAGGAAUCAGUAGCCGAUAAUGAAAUAGAUGUACCAGUUGAUACUGUUGAAUAUAGAAAUUACAUGGAGAGAGGAAUAGAGGAGUUAAGGAGAGUAGGUUUUUGAAUUGUCAAAAGUUUUGUGCUAUAGAUUGUCAUAUGAAUCAAAUGUUUUUCUUUUUUAAAAUAAUAAAUAAUAAUAUAAAUACUGUAAUUAUACUGUAA
Jatropha curcas is the source of this 671-nucleotide messenger RNA. RefSeq lists its product as uncharacterized. NCBI's taxonomy places the organism in Eukaryota, Viridiplantae, Streptophyta, Magnoliopsida, Malpighiales, Euphorbiaceae. The record is from RefSeq and is a predicted model, not a curated record.